Messenger RNA from Aspergillus clavatus NRRL 1, 1272 nucleotides. Its product is annotated as L-rhamnonate dehydratase. The record is from RefSeq and is a predicted model, not a curated record. The transcript has 3 exons. Gene Ontology annotation, biological process: carbohydrate catabolic process. The coding region runs from base 1 to 1272 and encodes 423 amino acids. Gene Ontology annotation, molecular function: magnesium ion binding; L-rhamnonate dehydratase activity. Lineage: Eukaryota; Fungi; Ascomycota; Eurotiomycetes; Eurotiales; Aspergillaceae.
AUGACUACCACAUCAGCCUUCCCCCACAUCAAGGAGAUUCGGUCUUUCAUCAUUGGUGGAGUAGGAUCGGGAGGUGAUUAUCACAAUGUCAAAGGUGGUCACUGGUUGAUCGACAGCGACAUCUCCACUCCCAUGACAAAAUGGGCCCAAUAUCGCGGCUCCCGGACAUCCUGGGGUAUCAAUGUGCUGGGAUCCUUCUGUGUUGAGGUCGGAGCCACCGACGGAACCAAGGGAUUUGCGACUGGAUUCGGUGGUCCCCCAGCCUGCUGGUUGGUACACCAGCAUUUCGAGCGUUUCCUCAUUGGCGCCGAUCCCCGUGACACCAACGACUUGUUCGAGAGGAUGUACCGUGCUUCUAUGUUCUACGGCAGAAAGGGUCUCCCAGUCGCCGUUAUCUCUGUCAUCGAUCUCGCUCUCUGGGACUUGUUGGGCAAGAUUCGCAACGAGCCCGUCUACAAGAUGAUCGGCGGUGCAACCCGCUCACGAUUGGACUUCUACUGCACAGGCUCGCAGCCCGGCGCAGCCAAAGCAAUGGGUUUCUCCGGAGCCAAGGUGGCCCUGCCUCAUGGUCCUGAUGAGGGUACGGAAGGAUUAUUGAAGAACGUCGCAUAUCUCCGCAAGCAGAGAGAGAGCGUUGGUCCCGACUUCCCCUUGCGCGUGGACUGUUACAUGUCGUUGAAUGUACCAUACACCAUCGAGCUCGUCAAGCGGUGCGAGGCCGAAGGAAUCAAUAUCGACUGGUGGGAGGAGUGUCUCACCCCAGAUGACUUUGACGGCCAUGCUCUGCUCAAGCGCGCCCAUCCUACCGUCAAAUUCACCUCCGGUGAGCACGAGUAUUCUCGUUAUGGUUUCCGGAAACUCGUUGAGGGCCGCAACCUCGACAUCAUCCAGCCCGACGUGAUGUGGGUGGGCGGCAUGACAGAGCUGCUCAAGGUCUCCGCACUUGCAGCGGCGUAUGACAUCCCCGUCGUCCCCCACGCAUCGGGUCCCUAUUCAUAUCACUUUGUCGUAUCGCAGUCGAACUCGCCGUUUCAGGAGCACCUGGCCAACUCUGCUGAUGGAAAGACCGUCGAGCCGGUGUUCGGCAAUCUCUUCCUGAAUGAACCCAUCCCGACGCAGGGAUACCUCGACGUUUCGGUCCUGGACAAGCCUGGAUUCGGGCUUGAAUUGAAUCCCGCAGCGCCUUUGAUCCUUGCGUCUUCUAUACUGACCCCGGCCCCUCAGAAGAGCUUGGCAUUACCCGCUGAGAAAGAGAAAGAUACGACUCAAUAG